AUGUUGCUAAAGCUCAUCUGCUUCUUCCUCUGCGCUCUGAUUGCACCAAAUCUCACAGGUGAAGAUGCUUUGCUGCCAGCACCUCAGAAUAUCUCUAUCCUUUCUACCAACAUGAAACAUUUCUUAUCUUGGAGUCCUGUGACCGCCCAGGAAGAAACUGUGAGAUACUCUGUUGAGUUUCAGGGUGAGUAUGAACGAGACUACGCCAAUGAGAGCUGGAUUCCCAUCUGUGAAUGUUCACUCAUCACAGCCACGGCGUGCAACAUCACAGAGGAUAUCUCAGCCACUGUGGCCUAUAAGCUGCGUGUAAGGGCAGACACUGGCACUAGAAGAUCAGAGUGGGGCACCCUGAAAGGUUUCUUCAAUCGCAUCACAACUUCUCUGACCCCACCUCUGAUGAAGGUCAUAGCAGAUGGCUAUCAUUUACUAGUGGAGCUGGAAGACAUGGGGCCUGCCUUUCAGUUCUGUGUUCUCUACUGGAAGAAGGGCCAGGAGAGUAGGAUGCAGCGGAAGGUGGUGAAGGAUGUCAGCUCUGUGGUUCACCUGGACACCAUGGAGGCAGGAUCUGAUUACUGUGUAAAAGCUCAGACAUACGUUGAGGCAAUCAACAGAAGCAGCAGCUUCAGCCAGACACAGUGUGUGAGGGCACAAGGUGGCACAUCCAUGUGGCUGGUUACUGCCCUCAUCAUCUCUGCUGGCUUUGCCGUGGCUGCUUUGACCCUGCCUUUCCUUACCUGGAAAACAAGUAAAAUGCUUCAGUUUUCCUGCUGCCCUGCUUCAGUACUGCCAGACACACUGAAAGUAUCAGAGCCCCCACCCCAGCUGAUACUGUGUGGCAGUGAAGAAGCUGAGCAAUGUGAUCUGAUGGUGCAUGUGAUGCCCUCAGAAGAAGUUCUCCGACUGUGGAUUCAAGAAACACUUUAG
Messenger RNA from Nestor notabilis (Kea), 924 nucleotides. RefSeq names its product interleukin 20 receptor beta (gene IL20RB). Gene Ontology annotation, molecular function: interleukin-20 binding. The record is from RefSeq and is a predicted model, not a curated record. Lineage: Eukaryota; Metazoa; Chordata; Aves; Psittaciformes; Psittacidae. The transcript is spliced from 7 exons. Bases 1 to 924 code for a protein of 307 amino acids.